UACUGCGUCAUUUGUGCGCGAUCCCACGGCACCGCCGAGAGCUCCGAUCGAUCGGGGGAGCGAUUCGUCCUUUCAGGUUAGUGCUGCGAGGCUAGCGCGGCGCGAGCUAGAUCCAAGAUGCUGACGACGUUCGAGACGAAGAGCAAUCGCGUCAAGGGCCUGAGCUUCCAUCCCAAGCGGCCAUGGAUCUUGGCCAGUCUCCACACCGGCGUCAUUCAUCUGUGGGAUUACCGGAUGGGAUCUCUCAUAGAUCGCUUCGACGAGCACGACGGCCCGGUUCGCGGCGUUCAUUUCCACAGCUCUCAGCCUCUUUUCGUCUCGGGAGGCGAUGACUACAAGAUCAAGGUCUGGAACUACAAGGCGAGAAGGUGCCUGUUCACGCUGCUGGGGCAUUUGGAUUACAUCCGGACUGUUCAGUUCCAUCAGGAGUAUCCCUGGAUCGUGAGUGCCAGCGACGAUCAAACCAUCAGGAUUUGGAACUGGCAGUCGCGGACGUGCGUUUCCGUGCUCACGGGACACAAUCACUACGUCAUGUGUGCUUCGUUUCACGUCAAGGACGAUCUCGUGGUGUCGGCAUCGCUGGAUCAGACUGUUCGUGUGUGGGAUAUCAGCUCUCUCAGGAAGAAGACGGUCUCUCCAGCCGAGGAUCUUCUGAUGCUCACGCAGAUGAACAGCGAUCUUUUUGGCGGCGGUGAUGUGGUGGUCAAGUAUGUUCUCGAGGGACAUGACAGGGGUGUCAACUGGGCUGCUUUUCAUCCGAGCUUGCCGCUCAUUGUCUCUGGCGCUGACGAUCGACAAGUUAAGCUGUGGAGGAUAAAUGACACAAAGGCUUGGGAGGUUGAUACUUUGCGCGGUCACACCAACAACGUUUCCUGUGUCCUGUUCCACGCUCGCCAGGACAUCAUCGUCUCUAACUCGGAGGACAAAACUAUUCGAGUCUGGGACUUGUCCAAGCGUUCGGCCGUGCAAACUUUCAGGAGGGACCACGACCGUUUCUGGGUUAUCUGUGGCCACCCCGAGAUGAACCUUCUUGCGGCAGGGCAUGACAGUGGAAUUAUAGUCUUCAAGCUCGAAAGGGAGAGGCCGGCUUAUACAAUCAGUGCAGGGGUGCUGUAUUACGUCAAAGAAAAGAGUUUGAGGACUUACGACUUUGCCACUUCGGAGGACACAUCACUGAUAAACAUUCGAAGAGCGGGGCUGAAUCAGGCGCCUAGAACGUUGUCUUACAAUCCAGCUGAGAACGCCGUUCUUUUAUGCUCGGACGUUGACAACGGUACGUACGAGCUUUACAUCAUCCCAAGGGACAGCAUCAGAAACGACACUUUGGAACCGAAGAAAGGCAGCGGGUCGUCGGCCGUUUUCGUGGCCCGCAACCGCUUUGCUGUUCUGGACAAGGCGCACGGCUUGAUUCUAGUCAAGAAUCUCAGGAACGAGGUCUCCAAGAGAGUCGAGGCUCCAUCUGCGACAGUUGAUGCCAUCUUCUAUGCGGGGACGGGAACUCUUCUCUGUCGCUCAGACGACAAGAUGAUCUUGUUUGACCUCCAACAGAAGGCGGUUUUGGGAGAGAUUCACAGCCCCCAAGUGAAGUACGUGGUUUGGUCACUGGACAUGGAGGCCGUGGCUCUGGUGAGCAAGCAUAGCGUCGUCAUGACGACGAAGACGCUGGCUCUCAAGUGCAGCGUUCACGAGACUAUCCGUAUCAAGAGUGCUGCAUGGGAUGACAAAGGGGUGCUCUUCUACACGACUCUGAACCACAUCAAGUACUGUCUUCCAAAUGGAGAUAACGGCACCAUCUCGACUCUGGACGUUCCAAUCUACAUAACUCGGGUGGCCGGCGACAAAGUCUAUUUCCUGGACAGGGAGGGGAAAGUUAAGACCAUCACCAUUGACACGACGGAGUUCACGUUUAAGCUGGCGCUGCUCCAGGAACGAUACGAUCGAGUUUUGGAAAUGAUCAGGAGCUCUCGACUUUGUGGACAGGCGAUCAUCUCAUAUCUGCAGCAGAAGGGAUUCCCCGAGGUAGCCCUGCAUUUCGUGAAGGACGAGAGGACCAAGUUCAAUCUGGCCAUCGAGUGUGGCAACAUCGAAGUCGCAGUUGCUUCAGCAAAAGAGAUUGACGAGAAGGAUUACUGGUACAGGCUGGGGGUGGAAGCUUUAAGGCAGGGCAACCACGAGAUUGUGGAGUACGCAUAUCAGCGAACAAGGAACUUUGAGAGGCUGUCGUUCCUCUACCUGAUAACCGGGAAUUUGGACAAGCUGUCGAGGAUGCUGAAGAUCGCAGAGACGAGAAACGACGUGAUGGGAUGCUUUCACAACGCCUUAUACCUGGGUGACGUCGAAGAGCGGGUCAAGUUACUUGAGAAAACGGGACACGUUCCUCUUGCAUACGCAACUGCGGCUGUUCAUGGGCUUGUUGAGGUGGCGGAGCGUCUGGCUACAGAGCUGGGUGACAAGGUGCCACAGAUUCCUAAGCUUGAGAAGUCGAAGUUGCUAGUGCCGCCAUCUCCAAUUCUCCGGGACAGCAACUGGCCGCUGCUCUUGAUCAGCAGAGGCUUUUUCGAAGGCGGCUUUGCCGAGCCUGGGGUAGUGGACCAAGAGGAAGAAAACGCUCCGGAUGAAUGGGGUGAAGAACUCGUCAUCAUACCAGGCGGAGAGUCUCAAAGAACUGGCGAAAUGGAAGAGAUCGAGGAGAUUCAAAGAGCCGGAGCUGGAGCUGAGGAGGGCGAAGAAGAGGGAGGCUGGGAGCUGGAAGACCUGGAACUUCCGCCGGAGGUGGUGCAGAGCCAAAACGCUACAACGUCCAGCUUCUUCGCUGGUGUAACUCCAGGAGCUCCGGUCACUCAACUCUGGACGCAAAGGUCCUCCUUGGCUGCCGAUCACGUGGCCGCUGGAGCCUUCGACAGUGCAAUGCGCCUCCUCAAUCGGCAACUCGGGAUCAAAAACUUCGCGCCGCUGCAACUGGUGUUUUGCGACCUCCACCUCGCGAGCCAGAGCUCGCUUGGGGCCUUCAAGCCGGUGGAGUCCCUGACGUAUGGCCUCGAGAGAGGCUGGUCGGACUCGCCGCCUCCAAACGUCCGCAACGGGCCAGCGCUGAUCUACAAGCUCUCCCAGCUGGAGGACCGAGCCAAGCAGGCCUACAAGCUCACCACCGAAGGCAAAUUCACUGAAGCUCUCCGCCUCUUCCUCGCCAUCCUUCACACCGUCCCGGUGAUUGUCGUGGACAGCCGCAAAGAGGUGGACGACGUCAAGGACCUGAUCGGCAAGAGCAAGGAGUACGUCCUGGCGCUCAAGAUGGAGCUCAAGCGCAAGGAUCUCAGGGACGAGCCCGUCCGCCAGGCCGAGCUCGCGGCGUACUUCCCUCACUGCGACAUCCAGCCUUCGCACGUCCGGCUCGGCUUACAGUCGGCUAUGGCGGCCUCGUAUCGGUGCGGGAACUUCGCCACGGCGGCGCAGCUCGCGAGGCGAUUGCUCGACAUGAAUCCAAACCAGGCCAGCAUCGCCAAGGCGCGGCAGCUCCUCCAGGCGUGCGAGAGGAACCCCCGCGACGAGAAGAGGAUGAACUACGACGGCAGGAACCCGUUCGUGGUGUGUGGAGCAACGUUUACGCCCAUCUACGCGGGCAGCAGGUCGGUGUCGUGCCCCUACUGCGCUGCUCGGUUCGUCCCCGAGGUGGCGGGCAGGAUUUGCAGCGUUUGCGACUUGGCGGUGGUGGAUGCUGACGCUUCCGGGCUUGUGUGUUGCCCGACUCAAUCGCGGUGAUCAAUCAACUAACGUUUUUAAAAGAAAAAGAGCGCGAAACAUAAUUAUAGGGUUUAUAAAUAAUAUCCGGGUUUAGUGUCUAGGGUUUAGGUUCCUAUUCCAUAUGUAGUUAGAGCCGAUGAGAUAUGGAACAAAGCUCGAAAGAAUAGUCAUAUA
Molecule: messenger RNA, 3915 nt
Organism: Selaginella moellendorffii
Lineage: Eukaryota; Viridiplantae; Streptophyta; Lycopodiopsida; Selaginellales; Selaginellaceae
Product: coatomer subunit alpha-1
Exons: 3
Coding region: 118-3759 (1213 amino acids)
Biological process (GO): endoplasmic reticulum to Golgi vesicle-mediated transport; intracellular protein transport; retrograde vesicle-mediated transport, Golgi to endoplasmic reticulum
Cellular component (GO): COPI vesicle coat
Molecular function (GO): structural molecule activity; protein binding
Source: RefSeq, a predicted model, not a curated record